This is a messenger RNA of Protopterus annectens (West African lungfish), 2309 nucleotides long. RefSeq names its product V-set and immunoglobulin domain-containing protein 1-like. Gene Ontology annotation, cellular component: plasma membrane. The record is from RefSeq and is a predicted model, not a curated record. Lineage: Eukaryota; Metazoa; Chordata; Ceratodontiformes; Protopteridae. Gene Ontology annotation, biological process: epithelial cell morphogenesis; maintenance of gastrointestinal epithelium. The transcript is spliced from 8 exons. The coding region runs from base 1 to 798 and encodes 265 amino acids.
AUGUUUCAGAAUAGAGGCUAUCCCUUGGACUUAAUCCAACAAGUCACCAAGGAAGUUAAUGAAGGUAGGCGAAAAAAACCAAAACCUGAGACAAACAUCUCCAAUCCUUCUGAAAUAACAGCAACUGAUGAACAAGAGGUAACUCUGCUAGUGACAUUGAGCUCAGGAGGAAAAAUGCUUAACAGGGCACAGUCUGAUAAUAAGGAAAUUCUUCCAGCAACUUUUAAAUGGUUCCACCCUACUGAAGGCGAGAUCACUGGCAAUGGAAGUGAUAAAUACAGGAUAUCUUCCACAACACAACAGUCAGUGUUUGUAAUAUCUAAAUUUGCAGCAAAAAAGGACAUGGGGCUAUAUACAUGCACAGUCACAAACAUAAUAGGAAGCGUGAACUUUACCUUUCAAAUUGACAUUAAACAAGCUGGACCUAAUGUGGGACUUAUUGUUGGAGCAACUAUUGGUGCAAUUGCAGCAGCAGUACUCAUAGGGGUGGCAAUAUAUUUCAUUGUGAAAUAUGCAAACAAAAAGAAAGUGCAAUACCAUAAAGAAGAAAGACAAGCAGCAGCAAAUGGAAAUCCAGGAGCACCUGCAGAUGUUUAUGCAAUAGUCAAUAAAGAAAAAGUCUCACCCAAAGAAAAAGACAAAGCAAUCCCCUUAGAAGACACAUCAACACAGAAGGUGUCUAAAUCUGGAGAUAAUGAAAUCCAGUAUGCAGAACUCCCAGUACUUCAGAAACAAGGUUUGAAGUUACCUAGAGUGGAAGUGCCCAACACCCUAUAUUCUCACAUUAAGACUGGCUGAUGACAUCACAGCAUGGAUAUGACAAUGUGGAUUUAAGUAAUAUUAAUAUUUUGAAGCCUUAAGACAGCUGCAACAUGAAAAUACAACUAAAAUGUAUCAAGAUACUGUAACACCAUGAAUGGAAUUAUGCUUUUAACUAAUAACAGCACUUUAAAAUUGCAACAGCUAAUAACGUGUUCAUUGAUUUAUUGUUAUGGUGCAUAUUGUGUAGCUUGUUAUUAAUCAUUUUGUAUAAUAUCUCUUUAGUAACUUUAAUAUGAAAUAAUUUAUAUUCAGCCUUUUUUCUGUGAACAUAUAUCUUUGUGCAUAUUUAUUUACUAUCAGGUCUUGACAAGAUGAUAUGAUAUAAUAUGCUUUCUUAACCAGUAUACUAUCCCUUGAAUUGUGAAAGCAUAAUUUUGGUGUUAUUGUACAGAAUAAGGAAGCUUUAUUUUAUAUCAUAUACAACUAUGUUUUUCCUUUUAAGUAACUCAUCCAGUUAACAGAAACAAAACCUUGCAAGAUUUACUUAAGAAUAAUAUGUAAUAUAAAAAUAAACUAAAGGAAGAGUAACACUGUAUGAGCUAACAAAUGUCACUCAUAUAUCCUUCACCUUCCUGUAUACACUCUUUAGAUAUUUCCCAACAUUACAGACUCCUGCAACUUAGUUUCAGAAUUCACUACCUACCUGUACCCUCCACACUUCAACACCUCUCCAUCUUACUUCUCCUCUUCCCUCUAACCUCACUAUACCAUCUAUAACCCUAGUAAUAUCUACAUCACUCAGUCUUCCCUUCACCAUCUUAUCAUAAUGACUGUCAAUCACCCAUCUGAACCCCAAGAACUACCCCACUCUUUUGCACAAUACAUUCUCCAACUACCAAUUUAUACACAAUUCCAGCUACACAAACUCUUUGUCUCAUGUCCCUCAAAUCUACCAAAUCCCAAUGCUACCUUAAAAUUCCUAAACAUCUCUAUAUAUUCACCCUCAUUUUGCUCAUGUUCCUCAGCAGAGACAUGUAAUCUAAUCCAGUUCCCCUCCCACCAUACAACACCCAUACCUUUUUUCUGCAUCUCCACACACUUUCUACUGUGCAUUAAUUAAUACAAAAGCAUCUCUAAUAAACUUGUCCAGAUAAACAUUUUCCUUACAUUCCAAAAUGACACCACAGCUGUCACUGAAAUAUAGAUUAAACAUGCCAGCCCUUUUCUUUAGCACCUACUUCCUUCCUACAAAUACUUCCAAGAUGCAAAAAGCAAGGUAAAAGGCAAGGUGAAGGGCACACUCAUUGAAAAUUAAAAAAAAAAAACAAUCAACCCAACUGUAUUUGGUAUAAUAUAUGGAACCUCAUAAAAGCUGAAAAUAUCACACUUUUUCUCCAGACCAGGAAGAAACAUAAUAGUCAAAGGAGUCCUCCUAGCUUAGCUGGAAUAAGGGCUCCAUAUUGCAGCCACAGUCUAACAAAUAAAAUAAAAUAAAAUCUCAUCCACACUAUGAUCAACUGAAAAAAAAAAUCUAUGAUUCUUUUCCA